GAACUUGAUGAAUAAAUAGAUUAGAUUUUUUUUUAUUAAAAAACUUUAUUUAUACGAGUAUUAUUUAUUGUUGGCAAGAACAAUAUUUGGUGGCUGUUUAAAAACAUUGAAAUUUAGUAAAUUGUAAUUUUUGGCUCUUCCAACUGAAAAGGUUGCUGACCCCUUUUUUAUAGACCAUAAAUGUAUCAUACGAAAUUUUGUAAAAAUAUAAAAAAAUAUGAAUAUUUCAAGGCUUGCGUAGAUGUACGUGAAGCAGUUGUGUUUUGGGGUAUUAUGAGAACACUUUCAGAAAUGAAUUUAGCAAUGGAUAUUGUACCUUGGUUAUCAACACAUCCUGCUCACGGUGACAGAGAACAAAGUUUGAAUAACAAAUUACCAAAGGCUAUAGAAUUAAGAUCUUUAUCUGGCUGUCCAGAAUUAAGUCCAAUUGAUCCAAGAAGUAAAUUUUACAAACGUUCUAUGAAAGAUCACGAAUAUUAUUUUAAACAAAAAGGAAUAAUACCAACGUAACAUGAAGAAACAUCGAAUGUUUAUUACACAACUUCGCGAAUAAUGUAUUAUUUUUAUAAUAAAAUUCCUUUUUUUUUUUUUUUACAGAGAAUCA
Messenger RNA from Polistes dominula (European paper wasp), 604 nucleotides. RefSeq names its product metalloendopeptidase OMA1, mitochondrial. Gene Ontology annotation, biological process: protein quality control for misfolded or incompletely synthesized proteins; mitochondrial protein processing. Gene Ontology annotation, cellular component: mitochondrial inner membrane. The record is from RefSeq and is a predicted model, not a curated record. Lineage: Eukaryota; Metazoa; Arthropoda; Insecta; Hymenoptera; Vespidae. Gene Ontology annotation, molecular function: metalloendopeptidase activity.